AGAUAAAUUUUUUAUAUACAUUGGAACAAUCGGAGAGAAAUCUGAUUUUUUUUAUUUUUUGUUGUUGUUGGGAGGAAUUUGAGAAGAAUCGGAGAAAAAUCUGAUUUUUUAAAAUUUUUUGUGGUUUUUGGAAUUGGUAUAUUUGGAAUCUGCAUGAGCGAGGCGGUGGGAGAAGAAUUGUUGUUGUUGAGGGGAAUUUGAUUUUUUGGCGCAACAUGUCUGCUGUGGUGUGCGGUAAGAGAUCCAAUUUUUUUGAAGAUUUGCAGUCAUCGCCGUCUCCGCCGCCGGUCCCGAAGAGGAUCCGUUGUUCUCCGUCUUCGUUUUCUCCGCCGCCAUCCUUCUCGACUCCGUCGGUGAUCGAUCAUCUCAUAUCGGUGUUCCCUGAUAUGGACAAACAGUUGCUUGAGAGAGCUCUGGAUGAAUGUGGUGAUCUGGAUUCUGCCAUCAAAAGAUUAAAUGAGCUUCGCUUGGGGUCUGCUGAGAAUUUGGGGCCCCUCCCAGGAAGAUCUGAUGCUACCCAGGACAACGGCAUUCCGAUCUUAACUCAAGGUAAUGGUGGGCCCACACCAUGCUCAUCUGUAGCAAAAGAACUGUACAGGAUGGAGCGUACUGAAUGGGUGGAGCUGUUUGUUAGAGAGAUGACGAGUGCCUCAAAUAUAGAUGAUGCUAAAUCCCGUGCUUCACUAGCUCUUGAGGCCUUUGAGAAGUCCAUUUGUGCCCGUGCAACAGAGGCAGCAGCUCGAAAUUUCCAGCAGGAACACAUAAUGCUCAAACAGCAGGUAGAAGAUCUUCUACAAGAAAAUAAUAUUUUGAAGCGAGCAUUUGCUGUUCAACAUGAGCGUCAGAAAGAGUUUGAAGAUAGAGGGAAUGAGGUGAAUCAGCUGAAGCAGAUGGUGGCUCAGUAUCAGGAGCAGCUGAGAACGCUUGAGGUCAAUAACUAUGCACUGACGAUGCAUCUCAAGCAGGCGCAACAAGGGAACUCUAUCCCCGGGCGUUUCCAUCCCGAUGUCUUUUAAUGUGUAUUAUGCCCUCAUUAAUGGAUAGGAUAGCAAUAGUCAUGUCCUACCAUAGCUAUAAGCAACACAUAAUUUUUGGGAUGAUACUUGGCCAGAAUAUGUGUUUUCUUGUUGAAGCCACCUGGUGCUGUUAUAAGCCAAAGGGUAGCUAUAGUAUCAAAGUAAGUAAUUAGACAUGGUUUUACUUGCUUUUCUGUUGGUACUUCAAAUUAGACAAUUGAGUUUAUACUUUUCUGGUCUUUUAUUAGUGAUAAGAAACUAUUUGACUUAUAAUUAGCA
Messenger RNA from Solanum tuberosum (potato), 1295 nucleotides. RefSeq lists its product as uncharacterized. The record is from RefSeq and is a predicted model, not a curated record. Gene Ontology annotation, molecular function: ubiquitin binding. The coding region runs from base 216 to 1016 and encodes 266 amino acids. The transcript is spliced from 5 exons. NCBI's taxonomy places the organism in Eukaryota, Viridiplantae, Streptophyta, Magnoliopsida, Solanales, Solanaceae.